Daphnia pulicaria is the source of this 3361-nucleotide messenger RNA. RefSeq names its product mucin-3A-like. Lineage: Eukaryota; Metazoa; Arthropoda; Branchiopoda; Diplostraca; Daphniidae. The transcript has 16 exons. The record is from RefSeq and is a predicted model, not a curated record. The coding region runs from base 631 to 3234 and encodes 867 amino acids.
UUUUCCUUAAGGUAUAAUGCCCAGUUGUUGCCCACUUGUUGGUGAUGCGUCGUCUUGUUGGUAUCUGGACGGAGAAAUUGUUGGGCCGAUUCUCCCAGUUGUUGGCCGAAUUCUGACGACUGGAUGCAAGAUGACACGAGCUGCACAAGGUUAAUUCAUCGGUGAUGUGAUGUUGUGCUGAGACCUGGAUGGAGACGAUGAUUGAUGGCCAAUCAUCCCAACCCUUUGCCGACGUGUGGAGUGGAUUGAAGGUGACAAGGGGGGCUGCCCAAGCUUUUUUUAAAGAAUCGUGAGUAACACCAAUCCGCCAUAUUUCUUUCCGAGACGCGACAUUUUCCACCAUGAGAAUCAAAGAGGAAUCGGUUUUAAAUUCUCACUUGGAUGAUCCACUGAUGACGUGGCCUGAAAGAGCUGUCCAUUUUGCCGAGAUGACGUCUGGUGUUCUCUGUAUUGGGCUUUACAUCUCAUUCCUGCAGAAACACUUUAAAUAAUAAGAAAAUUUUGACAGUUGCGUGUGCCGACUGUCUAUCACAGGCAGCAGUUGUUGUUGCCCAGACCCGAGAAAGGCCACAAUCGUCGUUUCCAUCGCAGUUUUGAACGCACAAACUGCGCACUUGGACAGUGUAGCAAAUGGGAGGGAGACUUUUUUCAACUAUACGUGGCACGACCCGUAUAGCUCAAACGGAAAAUCGUGAUGGAUAUAAAAGGCGGCCCUGUUGGCGUUCAAAUUCUACUCUCCAAAAACUCCUGUCGAAAAUGAAAUCCUUUUCAAUUUUCUUCCUUCUACUCGUCUCGUUGGCUGUCGCCACGGAGGCCCAACUUACCAAUCAACGAUCAUCAAGCACGGGCACGUCGAAUAAUCCUUCGACAAGCCGCAACUUUGCCGCCAUUUUGAAAGCGGAAAUGGCCAUUCGAUCACUUCCAUCCAGCGGCAAAGCGUGUUUGGACCGAUUUUCAAUGGCGGCCAACGGGACCGUUCGUCCCACCAUUUCUAACUCCAUCAACGGGCAAAGGCAGUGCAGCUUCUUCAUAGACGCACCCGCCGAUAAGCUCAUCCAGAUGACCUGCUCGGUCGUCAGUCUUAAAAGUCCCGGCGCCGAAUUAGUUAUUUACGGAGGUUCCGAAAUCAACGUCAAUCCGCCCGUAGUCAAUCGAAUUUACACUUCAAGGAGCAACAACAUGUUCCUGUUUUUCAGGGUGGACGACACGGACUGGUUCGACUGCAAAUGGAAAAUGAUUCCCGAACCGCAAACAACUGAAUAUCAACUCUGUCGGGAUGGAACGUCCGCCACUCCCAACGGGACCAUUCAGCUAUCAGCGGACGAUCCCAGCACAGAUCCGAGAAUGUGCAUGUUCGCCAUUACCGUUCCUUCGGACCACCGAAUUCAGUUGAUGUGCUCAAACGUUACCCUCACCAGCCCUGAAAACUUUUUACAGGUCCAAACGAUUUCCGAAACUGUGAUAGCCGAUCCACCUGCAAUGAAUCGGGUCUACACUUCGACUAGCGAAAUCAUUUACCUGUUUUCUCAAUUCAGCAAUCAAGACUAUUUCAAAUGCCAAUGGACGACGGUUAUGAUCCCACCACUGACAACUGAUAACAAACUAUGUCGGGAGAAAAUCACGAAAUCUGCCAGCGGAAACAUUCAACCGUUAUUGGCAAGCGGCACAAAUGUUCAACCGAAUUCCUGUUCGUUUAUCAUCGAAGUGCCUCCCAAUAAAUUGACUGAGAUUUCUUGCCCGGUCAUCAAUUUCACUAGCCCAGGCAGUUAUUUGCAUUUCAGCGAAAUUUCUGAUUUAAACAUGGCCCUGACGCCUCUGACCAACCGAGUGUACACUUCCGGCGUCGAUUUGAUUCAUUUGAAUUCUCAAAUUGACGUCAAUAAAGAUUGGUUUAAUUGCACAUGGUCAGCUAUUCCGGCUCCAUCGACGACGGAUUUCAAACUCUGUCGCCAUGGAGGAACAACAUCGUCCAGUGGGACCCUCCAACCAUUUUUGGAUGGUCUAACAACGGGAGAACCGAGAGAAUGCUAUUUCUUCAUUGAAUUGCCUUUGGAUGAACAAAUUGAGUUUUCGUGUUCAUCCAUUAACUUGUCAAGUCCUGGAAGUUAUUUGCGGGUCGUGGGUGUGUCUGAUUUUGACGAGAAUCCGCCCGUAGAAAACGGAAUUUAUUUGUCGAAUGGAACGAGAGUCCUUGUGUAUUCGCAAUUCAACAACGGCGAUUGGUUCGAUUGCAUUUGGGCGUCAACAACCUGCCCUGUUCCAGUGACGACAGACGCUGCUACUUCAACGCCAAGUACAACAGCAGUCACGACACCAGCGACUACCUCGUCGACAACUACCAGCGCACAGCCGUCCACCACAACAACAAGGCCAUCAACCACGUCGAGCACCACAACUUUGCCAACAACAUCGACUGCGCCAUCUACUACGACUUCAACAACACCACAAACUACAACGAUUUCAACUACUACCACCGUAGAGCCAACCACCUCAACAACAAUGCCAUCAACUACGUCGACCACAACAUCUGCGCCAACAACAUCCACUACACCAUCCACUACACCAUCCACUACACCAUCUACAACGACUUCAACAACACCCCAAACAACAACGAUUUCAACUACUACCACCGCACAGCCAACCACCUCAACAACUAGACCAUCAACUAUGUCGACCACAACAACAACAUCCACUACGCCAUCUACAACGACUUCAACUACACCCAAAACAACAGUAGCCUCAACCACUACCACCGCACAGGCUACCACCACAACAACAAGGCCAUCAACUACAACCACGCGACCAAGAACGACUACGGUCGCACCUGUGACCUGCUCUCCUGAAGUCUGGACCUCAGGAACUCAAUCACCUUGCGGGACUUGUACGAUACUGUCGCCAACCAGCGGGACAAUCCAGUCUCUUAACUACCCCAAUGACUACACUGCUAAAUUGACCACCGACUGCCUUUAUUUGAUCACUGCACCACCGGGCAAGAAAAUCCGACUGACAUUCACCACGUUCGUCGUGGAAAAAGAUUGGGACUAUAUCUCUGUUUAUGACCAAAAGUUCGGAACGAUUCUAGCGUCAAAACUAACCGGUUACACCAAUCCCGCUACUAUGACUGUCGCUUCUAAUAUGAUGGGAGUUACUUUCUUUGCGGAUGGGAGAAAUAAUAAUGAUAUUCCGGCCGCUUCGAGGCCUGGCAGAUGGCAGGCGACAUUCGAAGUGGUAUAAUUCAAAAACAACCAACUUGACUUGGUUCACGCCCGGCGGUCCUAUCCCCCGGAGCCAUUUGAAAAAUGUUUUCGUUUGACUGUGUAUCAACGAAUCAAUAAUUGGCAAAUCAAAUAUAAUUCGGCUU